Messenger RNA from Pelecanus crispus (Dalmatian pelican), 329 nucleotides. NCBI's taxonomy places the organism in Eukaryota, Metazoa, Chordata, Aves, Pelecaniformes, Pelecanidae. The record is from RefSeq and is a predicted model, not a curated record.
GUUGACAAAAAUGCUGAAUUGGUGGCAAGAUGGUAUUACUGUGCUCUGAGUCAAGAGAAGUUAUGUCGGCCAAUUGUAGCCUGUGAGCUAGGCAGGUUGUAUAAUAAAGAUGCCAUCAUUGAAUUUUUGUUGGACAAGUCAGCUGAUAAGACUCCUAUGGAAGCUGCAUCACAUAUCAAGAGCAUUAAGAAUGUAACAGAACUAAACCUUGCAGAUAAUCCAGCUUGGAGUGGUGAUAAAGAGAGUAUUAAAGGUGACAAAUAUGAUGACAUCCAGUCUGCACGCUUUAUUUGCCCUGUGGUGGGAUUGGAAAUGAAUGGAAGACAUAG